AUGGACUAUGACGAUAGUUUAUUGGCAUCACCAAGAUUAAAUUUACCACCUCCACCACCAAUGGAUUUUGGAAAAUGGGAUAACAACAACAACAACAAUCAUUCUUCUCCUACAAUGGUGGCACCACCACCUCCUGUUUUUGAUAUUGGAUCACUUCCACCUCCAGCCAUGGAUUUUUCUUCUUUACCUCCUCCCCCUCUUGUUGAUCUAGCUCUUUUACCACCACCAAUCGAUUUUGCCAUAUCCUCUUCUUUACCACCUCCUCUAUCAUCAUCAACAUCGACAACACCAUCAACGAUAGAACUUGAAAAAGCAGCAAUUAAAAUACAAUCUUGUUGGCGUGGUCAUUGUGAAAGAAAACAAUUCAAAAAACUUAGAUUGUCAAUCAUUAUCAUUCAAAAAUUAUAUAAAGGUUGGAUUGCCAGAAAAGCCUAUAAAAAACUAUUGGAAGAGUCAAGAUGGAUGAGAGAUAUCCCUCCUCCUUCAUCUGCCAAAUUAAAUAUUGUAACAAGAACAAAAGGAAUAACGGGUAGAAAAAGACCAACAAGAGGUGCAAAAGUAGCAACCAAGGAAGUGAUUGAUAUGACACCAGCACCAUCAAAUGAUACAUACGAUGAAGAUGAACCAUUGGAGAAACAAACACAACAACCAAAAUUGGUCAAUAUGGGUAAUAAUAUGUUGGUUCCAAAGUUUGAUCCAACUGCAAUUACCUUAAAGAGUAGAGCUGCUGCUGGCGGUGGAUCAGUUGCAGCAUUAAAGGAGCGUCCAGUCAGCGUAUCCAAUCCAGAAAUGUUAUUCAAAUUGAAAAAGACUGGAAAUCUAUCAUCCUCUUCUGGUGAUGUUGAACCUGUCGACUCGGGUGCAGGUAGUAAUAGUGCAGAUUCAACACCAGUAUUCUCACCAAUCAACUUGAGAAAAACACCCAAUCAACCACCAUCAUCAUCGGGGUUGGGAAGCGCACCCAAUUCCCUACCAUCAUCACCACUUGUACCAUUAAAACGUGUUCAACAACAAUCUGCCAAUCCAAUGGCAUCAUCUUUUGACUCUGCUUUUCUUCCUCCUCCACCUAUGGGUUUCAACAUUUCAUCGGGUUCAUCAUCUCUCUCCAGUAGUAGUAAUAGUAGUUUACCACCACCUCCAUCAUUUGAAGAUCUGCCACCUCCUAUUAGCACCGCAGCAACACUUCCUCCCCCACCACCCUCAUUUGGUUCAUUCCCACCACCUCCACCUAUCCUCUCACCACGUGACCCAGUUCCCAUCCCCUCUCCAUCUUCUUUACCACCUCCCCCAUCUCUAUCCAAUAAUAAUAUUAAUAAUAAUAUAAAUAAUCUACCACCACCACCACUUGCAACAUCAUCAAAGCCAAUUCCAAAAACUUCAAGAUCAAUGCUCAAUUUUCCAUUGCCUGGAGGUGUUAGUUCAACCUCCAACAACAAUAACAACAAUGAGCCCAUCUUUGGAUCUCCACCACCCAUUCCACCUGUUUAUAAAACUCCAUCAAAUAUUCCUGCGCCAAUCAAAGUUAAUAAUAAUAAUAAUAAUAAUAGUAAUAGUAAUAGUAAUCUACCACCUCCACCAACAUUUUCAAAUCUACCACCUCCACCAUUACAAUCAUCCAAUAAUCUACCACCUCCACCAACAUUUUCAAAUCUUCCACCUCCACCUUUACAAUCAUCCAAUAAUCUACCACCUCCACCAUUACAAUCAUCCAAUAAUAAUCUACCACCUCCACCUAAAUUUACGAAUCCACCACCAACUGUACUACCAUCUAUCAUUCCCAACCUUCCACCACCUCCACAAUUUACUACUACAACCAAACAAAAUAUCCCACCUCCUCUUGUCACUAGUAUAUCACAACCAAAGAUGACAUUACCACCAAUGAUGGUCAAACUUCCUCCUCUACAAUCAAAUAAUAGUAUUAAUAUUCAAACACCCAAUGUACCAGUAACAACACCAACAGCAACACAACAACAACAACAAACAACAAGACAAUUAAAACCAGGAUGGAGAGAAUUUUCAACACCAGAAGGUAAAAAAUACUAUCACAACAAAGAUGAAAACAAGACAACAUGGGACUCGAAUGAAGCUACCAUUUCCCCAACCAUCUCUCUACCACCUCCUCCAAUGCCAGCCAAUUUACCACCACCACCUCCACCUCUUGCAUCAGAGGUUGCACAUACAAUCCCACAAGAUUAUUGGAUUGAAUAUACAACUGCCGAUGGUAAAUAUUAUUACCACAACAAAACAAAUAAUACAACUGUUUGGAGUAGACCAACUGGUGUUGAAAUUCAUUUACCAAAACAACAACAACAACAAAAUAAUGGUAAUAAUAGUAAUAAUACAACUGCAACAACAGGAAAAACAACAACUGCAACACUACCAACAUCAACUUCAUCUACAAAUAUUGUCACAAUGAACAAAGAUGAAAAGAAAAGAGUUGGUGGUGUAUUGAGUCUGUUCCUUAAAAAGAGACCAACCAAACAAGACUUGGAAACUAAAUUUUUGGAUCAUCCUGCCGAUGGAGCUACUAAUCUUUCUGUUCAAUCUUCUGAAAAAGGAAAAAAGAAAGGAAGAAAAUAUAAACAAAACAACAAUUAUGGAUAA
This is a messenger RNA of Cavenderia fasciculata, 2604 nucleotides long. RefSeq lists its product as uncharacterized. Gene Ontology annotation, biological process: mRNA cis splicing, via spliceosome. The transcript has 3 exons. Gene Ontology annotation, cellular component: U2-type prespliceosome; U1 snRNP. The record is from RefSeq and is a predicted model, not a curated record. Lineage: Eukaryota; Evosea; Eumycetozoa; Acytosteliales; Cavenderiaceae. Bases 1 to 2604 code for a protein of 867 amino acids. Gene Ontology annotation, molecular function: protein binding; RNA binding.